GUCCGCACAGAGCAGUGCGCCAAGCCAACCUGGCCUUACUGUCUUGUCAUUUCAAGAACAUAACGAAAUAUUAGCUUAAAUACUAAAGGACGCUCGAGAGGCACGCUAAACUCUAGGCUAUACUCUUUCUACGCACAAAGUCAAAUUUAACUUUUUCACACAAAAGAUGGAGCUGUCGGAUAUUCCGUUCCCCAUCCCCUCGGCCGAUGAUUUCUAUGAUGACCCCUGCUUCAACACCAGCGACAUGCAUUUCUUUGAAGACCUGGAUCCCAGACUAGUGCACGUCAGCUUGCUCAAGUCGGACGAACAUAACCACUUGGAGGACGAACACAUCCGGGCGCCGAGCGGGCACCACCAAGCAGGCAGGUGUCUCCUGUGGGCGUGUAAAGCAUGCAAAAGGAAAACCACCAACGCGGACCGGCGCAAAGCCGCAACUAUGAGAGAGAGGAGACGCCUGAGCAAGGUCAACGAUGCUUUCGAAACCCUGAAGAGGUGCACGUCCACUAACCCUAACCAGAGGCUGCCAAAAGUGGAGAUCCUGAGAAACGCCAUCAGUUACAUCGAGUCUCUCCAAGCCUUGCUCAGAAGUCAAGAGGAGAACUACUACCCGGUUUUAGAGCAAUACAGUGGCGAUUCAGACGCCUCCAGUCCCAGGUCCAACUGCUCAGAUGGCAUGAUGGAUUUUAAUGGCCCUGCUCGCCCGUCCGGCAGACGAAACAGCUAUGACAACUCGUACUUCAAUGAAACUCCAAAUGGUGAUGUAAGGAGUAAUAAGAACCCAGUGGUGUCGAGUUUGGACUGUCUGUCCAGUAUCGUGGAGCGGAUCUCCACCGAGUCUCCCGCCGCCGCCUCCUCGCUCUCUGCGCCCGACCUGUGUGAGGGGGUCUCCGGCUCUCCGUCAGAGACAAGCGUGCCUUCCCCUAACACCUGCAGCCCGUCCGGCCCGAGCCACGACCCUAUCUAUCAAGUGCUCUGAACAGAAGGGGGGAUACACAUCCAUACACACAUGCAAAGCAUUUCAGAGAACGUGAGGGACGGUGUAAACCCGUUACUACUAAUGAGGACUACUACUCCUGUCAUGGACUGAGAGAAAAAAACACCACCAAACUGUUCAAGAAGUUGGUGAACAGAAGAAAAUCCUUUAGAUUUUUCUUUCUUUCUUUCUUUCUUUUUCUUUCUUUCUUUCUUUCUAGAAAAUGUCAAAUUCCAUUAUGAUCGUGGCUCUACAGAAGUCAGUUUCUUAACUAACUCUCUUAUUUAUAUAAAAAUGUCAAUGUUCCCAUAUGUGACCAUAUUUUUCCCUUUCUUUUUAUGAGACUACGUUCUGUCACAUUCAUCUUGUAUUAUUUCCUAAUUAUUUACGGAGAAUAACCACUGCAGAUAUGAAGAUUAGAGGACCACUUUUGUACAUGUGUAUAUAAGAGCUGUUUUGUUAAAACCACGGAAAACCGAACAAACAUAAUUGUGUAUUUAAUAUUGCUUGUUUGAGACGUUUGUUGUGUCCAGUGUUGAACUUUAUAUUUAUACAUCUUCAACGAGUGAAUGUCGAAUAAAUAAAAAUAUGAA
Messenger RNA from Clarias gariepinus (North African catfish), 1566 nucleotides. RefSeq names its product myogenic differentiation 1 (gene myod1). NCBI's taxonomy places the organism in Eukaryota, Metazoa, Chordata, Actinopteri, Siluriformes, Clariidae. Gene Ontology annotation, molecular function: RNA polymerase II cis-regulatory region sequence-specific DNA binding; protein dimerization activity; DNA-binding transcription factor activity, RNA polymerase II-specific. The transcript has 3 exons. The record is from RefSeq and is a predicted model, not a curated record. Gene Ontology annotation, biological process: positive regulation of myoblast differentiation; muscle organ development; regulation of transcription by RNA polymerase II. Bases 167 to 976 code for a protein of 269 amino acids.